Messenger RNA from Spodoptera littoralis (African cotton leafworm), 921 nucleotides. The record is from the annotation of a GenBank genome assembly. Lineage: Eukaryota; Metazoa; Arthropoda; Insecta; Lepidoptera; Noctuidae.
AUGACCCUAGAACAGCCAGCUGGUGAGAUGUGGCAGAAGAUCCGCGAGGAGUUGAAUGAGAAGGCGGACACCAAGGACGCUGACCUGGCACACAUCAAGGAGUGGCUCAAGAAGGAACCCCAUCUACCUGAUGAGUUUGAUGACCAGCGUAUCAUGACCUUCCUCCGUGGUUGCAAGUUCUCCCUGGAGAAGACCAAGCGAAAGCUGGACAUGUACUUUACCAUGCGCGCAGCCGUGCCUGAAUUCUUUAACGACCGUGAUGUCAACCGUCCUGAACUUCAGGAGAUUCUUAACAUUGUGCAAAUGCCCCCACUGCCGGGCCUUACACCGGAGGGCCGACGUGUGAUUGUCAUGAGAGGUGUCGACAAAGACAUCCAGACCCCGAAUGUGGCAGAUGCUUUCAAGCUGGCCCUCAUGCUGGGUGACGUCAGACUGGCUGAGGAGAAGGAGGGAGUAGCAGGAGAUGUGUACGUUCUAGACGCUUCUGUGGCAACCCCAACUCACUUCGCCAAGUUCACACCUACCCUGGUCAAGAAAUUCCUAGUCUGUGUGCAGGAAGCCUACCCAGUCAAGCUGAAGGAAGUCCACGUCAUCAACGUAUCACCUCUUGUUGACAAGAUCGUCAACUUCGUCAAACCUUUCAUCAAGGACAAGAUCAAAGAAAGGAUCUUCCUGCACACGGACACAAAUGAUCUCUACAAAUACGUUCCUAAGGAAAUGUUGCCCCAAGAAUAUGGCGGUAACGCUGGACCCAUGAAUGAUCUCCACAAUGCCUGGGUCAAGAAGCUAGAUGAAUACAAAGAUUGGUUCGCGGAACAGGAGAACCUUAAGGCUAAUGAAACUCUUAGGCCAGGCAAGCCUACAAACUAUGAUGAGCUCUUCGGAAUCGACGGCUCCUUCCGUCAACUUGUGAUAGACUAA